This is a messenger RNA of Tarenaya hassleriana, 654 nucleotides long. RefSeq lists its product as uncharacterized. NCBI's taxonomy places the organism in Eukaryota, Viridiplantae, Streptophyta, Magnoliopsida, Brassicales, Cleomaceae. The record is from RefSeq and is a predicted model, not a curated record. The transcript has a single exon. Bases 1 to 654 code for a protein of 217 amino acids.
AUGGUUGAGCAAGGCAAAAGGUCAACUACCACACCUUCAGAUACUCCUGAGCCAGCUUAUGUGUCUCUUCCUCCUAAACCUCCACCGAUACCAUUCUCAUCACACCUGAGGAAGCACAAUCAAGACAAUCAAUUUUCCAAAUUCGCGGAAAUACUGAAGAAAUUCGAGGUAACUAUGCCAUUCACUGAAGCUAUUUUACAGAUUCUAUCGUAUACGAAGUUUUUGAAGGACAUCCUGACUAAGAAGAGGGUCACUGAGAAAGAGACCGUUGCACUCACUGUCGAAUGCAACACUUUGAUCCAACAUGAGCUACCGCCUAAGCGGUCUGAUCUAGGUAGUUUCUCGAUCCCUUGUACAUUGGGUAAUGUUUCCAUCAAUCGUGCGCUUUGUGAUUUAGGAGCAAGUAUCAGUCUUCUUCAACUAUCCAUCUUCAAGAAGCUGAAUGUAGGCGAGUUCAAACCUACUAGAAUGGCUCUCCAAUUAGCCGAUCAUUCUGUUAAAUACCCUGGUGGAAUACUUGAGGAUGUACCACUAAAAGUAGGAAACUUUUAUAUCCUGGUUGAUUUCGUGGUUCUUGACAUGGACGAAGAUUCUAAGGUACCCAUCAUUCUUGGUCGUCCGUUCCCUAACACUGCAGAUGUUGUUAUCCAAUAG